GAGUAGUGUUCUAAGACCAGACAUUUUACCUACCACUUGCCUGCCACUUGAACACAAAAGCUUUAAAGCAGCAAUUAUAUGACAACACCGCCAGUGAGAUAUGAUAAAAGUAAAAUUUUAAUAAUUCUUUAAUACAUGAAUGUAUAUAAAAAUAUAUAUAAUAUUCAUGUAUUUGUAAAAAUAAAUAAAGAAUCAAUGAGAUUUCACACAAAACUCACUUCAAUUCAAUUUUACUGAAGCAAUUCAUCUUUCAUUUCUUCUCUCCAUUUUGUUUCCUGGACUCGAUUGCAGAAGCAAAGAUGGCAGAAGUUCUUUUGGGUGCUAUUUUGGAAGAAGCGGUGUCUAAAGCGAAUUCAAUUGCCACUAACCAAAUCAGCCGUAUAUGGAAUUUCAAGAAGGAGCUGAAAAGACUGGGUGACUCACUAGAAAUGAUGAAAGCUUUCUUGCAAGAUGCAGAGGAAGUGCAAACAAAGAAGGACGCAGUGAAGCUUUGGUUGCAGAGGCUCAAAGAUGUUGCUGAUCAGGCAGCUGAUGUCCUUGAUGAGUUUGACUAUGAAAUUCUCCGAAGGAAACUGAAGAUUCGGAACCAAAUCCGAAGGAAGACGCCAGUUCAUUUGGUCUUCAGCAGAGAGCUACAGAACAUGUGUCUCCUGUACCUGGAAGAUCAAAUGUGGAGACGUUGUCUGUCAUGGAUGACUCGACCAUUGUUGGAAGGGAAAAUGAUGUCUCAAAGGUGGUUGACCUGUUAGUCAAUCCCAAAGAUGAGCAGGUUGUUUCUGUUGUACCUAUAGUAGGUAUGGCAGGUCUUGGCAAAACUGCAUUGGCAAAGCUGGUGUAUGAUGAUCUGCGUGUGAAAAGGCAUUUUGAUGUCAAAUCCUGGGUCUGUGUUUCUGAUCAUUUUGAUGUCAAAAAGAUUUUAGGAGCGAUGUUUGAACGGCUUACUGGUGAUAGACAUACCUCAAUGCCAGAAAAUAUGGAUGCAAUGAUUAUGAAGCUCAAGGAGAAGAUUGAACAGGCCAAAGGAGAAAAAGAUCAGAUCAAGUAUCUUCUUGUACUUGAUGAUGUGUGGGAUGUUAAGAAAUGGGAGGAUCUAAAGCUUUGUCUGAAAGGAAUCAGUACAAAUGGCGGGAAUGGAGUUAUUGUGACAACACGCAAAGAAGAUGUAGCAUCAACAGUGCAAGCACUUUCGGAUCAAAGGCAUCAACCAGGAAGACUAGAAGAUGAAGAAUGCUGGUCCAUAAUUAAACAACUAGCGUUGACACCCUCUCCAAUGUCUCACGAUUUAGAGGCUAUUGGAAAGGAGAUUGCUAAGCAGUGUCGAGGUCUGCCAUUGUUAGCUAAAGUUAUUGGAGGGACAAUGAGCAAAGAAAGGAGUCACCGCACAUGGUUGGGAAUUCAAAAAAGUGGAGUAUGGGGUUCACCGGACAGUGUGUUAAAAGUGGAAAGUGUGUUAAAAUUAAGUUUUGACCGCUUGUCUUCUCCAUCUUUGAAGAAGUGUUUUGCGUACUGUGCCAUGUUUCCUAAAGAUUAUUGCUUUGUAAAAGAGGAAUUGAUCCAACUGUGGAUGGCUGAAGGAUUUCUUGGCAGCUCUAUGGCAACGGUGAAUAUUGGUGACAAAUACUUGAAUGAGUUGUUAUCAAAUUCCUUAUUUCAAGAUGUCAAGAAGGACAAAUUCGGGAAUAUUCUCACAUUCAAGAUGCACGACUCGGUGCAUGAUUUAUCUUUGUCUGUGUCAAAGUUUGAUACUUUGUUUUUUCAAGAGAAUUCCACUCUCACCUCAAAUGAGUGUUCUCAUAUUCGUCAUCUCAAUGUUGGGUGUGAUGGGGAAUCAUUACCAGAAAUUUUAACGGCGGUUGCUCCGAAAUUAUACUCACUGUUUUCAGAGAUUUAUGUGUUCAAGAAACUAUCAAAAAGGUUCACAAGAUUAAGAGUCCUAAAGUUUGUUGGUGCGACUAAUAUUUGUGAGUUGCCAGAUUCCCUUGGAGAAUUGAAGCACUUGAGGUAUUUGGAUGUCUCCAGGACUUCUAUCAAAGCACUGCCGAAGUCCGCAACCGAACUUUACCAUCUCCAAACAUUAAGGCUCUUGGGUUUACCGAGAUUCACCCUUCCAGACGGAUUGGAAAAUUUGACAAGCUUGAAUCACUUGUAUUUUGAUAAAAAAGAACAUCAGCCAGUUAAUAUUGGAAACCUAACUUGUCUUCAAACAUUACCCAUAUUUUUUGUGGGUUCAGAAAGGGGACGUUCGAUUAAGGAGUUAGGAUCCCUAAACGAAUUGCGUGGAAAAUUGACGAUAGACCAUCUUGGGAGAGACAAACAAGAGGCUAAUGGAGCAAAUCUACACCUAAAAAAAAAAUUAUGCAAGUUGAUAUUUGAAUUUGAAGUGAGUCAUAGUUGGAGUGGUGGUUAUAACAGUGAGGAAGUGAUGGAAUGUCUCCAACCCCACUCAAAUUUGCAAAGCUUAAUUGUUUGGCAUUACGGAGGUGAAAGCUUUCCCUCGUGGAUGUUAAGACCUGUUGGUGAUUCUAUUACUGAUUUGUUUUUACUUCACAAUUUGGUGGAGCUGAAGUUUUUCCAUUGCAUCAACUGUGAAAGUCUUCCACCUCUGGGCCAAUUGCACAAUCUCCAGUUUCUUGUGUUUAGUAAUCUGAAGAAAGUGAAACGCAUGGGUAAUGAAUUUUAUUGCAACGAAGGUAUUGAUGGUAUGAAUAAGGUGAUCAAGGUGUUUCCUGCAUUGAAAAAAUUCACCUUAUGGACGAUGGAAAGUCUAGAAGAAUGGACAGCAAUGGCGGCCACAAAGACAAUCAUGUUUCCUUGCUUGGAGGAGCUGGAUAUUUGGAGUUGUCCCCUGUUGAAAAAUGUUCCACUAACGGGACAAUGUUAUUCUCUUGAAAAGCUUCGCAUUUCAUCAUGUGAAAGUUUAAGCAAGAUCGGAGACGGACUAUCUACCUCCACUUGUCUCAAAGAAUUAUAUCUAUAUGAGUGUUUUAAUUUAAGUUCGAUCCCAAAUUUGGAAGGAUUUUCCUCUCUUCAAUAUCUGUCAAUUCUAAGUUGCUACGAAUUGGAAGUACUUCCAAUAACCGGACGAUGUUCAUCUCUUGAAAAGCUUAGCAUUUCCGGUUGCGAAAAAUUAAGCAAGAUUGGAGAUGGAUUAUCAACCUCCACUUGUCUCAAAGAAUUAGAUCUUGAAGAUUGUCCUUAUUUAAGUUCGAUUCCUAAUUUGGAAGGAUUUUCCUCUCUUCAAAAUCUGUCAAUUAAAUGGUGCAACGAAUUGGAAGUACUUCCAAUAACCGGAGGAUGUUCUUUUCUUGAAAAUCUUAGCAUUUCAUCAUGUGAAAAGUUAAGCAAGAUCGGAGACGGAUUAUCUACCUCCACUUGUCUCAAAGAAUUGUGUCUAAAGAAUUGUCCUAAUUUAAGUUCGAUCCCAAAUUUGGAAGGAUUUUCAUCUCUUCAAAAUCUAUCAGUUGAUGGCUGUGACAAAUUGGAGAGCUUUCCACUAAAAGCACCACUGUUAUCCCUUAAAAAAUUGAUGAUAAGCGAUUGCCCUAAUUUGAAGCCUAUUCCAAGUUUAGAUGGACUCUCUUCGCUCACAGAUUUAGAAUUUGAGAAAGUAGGCGAAGAAUGGAGUCAUCUGCUACCAAAUAUGUUGCAAUCCAACGUUUCCCUUUGCAGUUUAACAAUAUUAAAUUUGCCUGAUCCGAUAUGGAUUCAAGAUGACAGCCUUGGUAGGCUUAACUGCUUGAGAGAAUUAGCUAUAGGUGGUUUCUCAGAAGAGCUACAAGAAUUCCCGUGGCCCAGUUCCAUUCAAUAUCUCAGUGCCUCCCUUCUAGUUCUAAAACUGAUUGGUUGGGAAAAGCUAAAGAGUCUUCCUCACCAACUUCAGUUCUUCACUGCUCUCGAAGAAUUGACGAUGGAAGGGUUUCAAGGAAUAGAAGCCUUUCCAGAGUGGUUGGGAAAACUUUCUUCUCUAAAGCGUCUAAGUUUGAGUGGUUUUGGAAAGCUAAAGAGUCUUCCUCACCAACUUCAACUCCCCACUGCCCUUGAAGAGUUGACAAUGUGCGGGUUUCAUGAAAUAGAAGCCUUGCCAGACUCGUUCAAAAAUCUCUCUUCCCUAAGGUGUCUGCGUCUCCAUUCAUGCAAUAAGCUCAUGUACCUGCCUUCUGUAGAUGUUAUGCAAAGCCUCUCCAAUUUAAAAACAAUGGACAUUUGUAAGUGUCCUCUAUUAGAGACGAGAUGUGAGAGGGAGAGUGGUCCUGAAUGGUCCAAGAUUUCCCACAUUACAUAUAUCUAUUAAUUUUCGGAUGGAGAUGCUGAUAGGGCUUGAGUCAGAGUGAAUUGUCCUCCUCAACAUUGAAGAGCUAUAAUAUAAAAGACAGCUUCGGUUCACCAAUGCAGUGUUAUCAACUCUUCGAUUGGCGGUUUAUCUGAUGUCUGUCUGAGCUGAGUUUUGGACAAUGGCUAGUAGGCCUGAGGAUUUCGAUUAUGUAAGGUUGGAUUUUUCAUACGUAUUUCGUAGCUUCAAGUUUUUCAUUUUCAAUGUUAGUUAUAUUUGGGUGAUAUUCUCAACUUUUUUUUUUUUUUUUUUUUAGUUUGCUUGAGAUUAUUUGUUGAUAGUCUUGUUGAAGUUUUUAUUGUGGCUUUGUAUUAUGAUCUUGUAACAAACCACUUAGUAUAGUGAAGCUUUUUGGUGGACUUUCAAGUCUCCUUGUUUUUA
This is a messenger RNA of Gossypium arboreum, 4711 nucleotides long. Its product is annotated as putative disease resistance protein RGA1. The transcript is spliced from 4 exons. Lineage: Eukaryota; Viridiplantae; Streptophyta; Magnoliopsida; Malvales; Malvaceae. Gene Ontology annotation, molecular function: ADP binding. Bases 689 to 4291 code for a protein of 1200 amino acids. Gene Ontology annotation, biological process: defense response to other organism. The record is from RefSeq and is a predicted model, not a curated record.